AUGGACCCGCACGACUCGGGGCGCAUCCUGGAUCGCGCUCCGCCACUGAGCUUCUUCGAGAGAGCCUACGAGGCUUUCGAAGGUGCCCCGUGGGAUGUGGGAAUUCCCCAGCCAGCCCUGGCUGUUGCACUGGCUGAUGGCGAAGUGUUGGGUCCUCGGAUUCUCGACAUUGGCUGUGGAACUGGAGAGAAUGCAGUCUUCCUUGCCGAAAACGGUUUCGACGUCACAGCCUUCGACAUUGUCCCGGCUGCUGUGACUCUUGCACGUCAGCGAUUGCAUGUAGCUGGGAAGAUGUCAGGGUCGAUGCGUGUCUACCAAGUCGAUGUGUUUGCAAUGAGCGAAGUACCUGAAAUUACGGACCUCCUAUACGACACCGUCCUUGAUUUUGCUGUUUUCCAUGGAAUUGGUGACGACGAGGCGCAGCGCGACGCGCUCCGUGCCACCGCCGCGUGUGUCAGAGAGGGCGGCCGUUUGCUUCUCCAUGCCUUCUCCGAUGGAAAUGCAGGAUAUGGAUGGACAGGUCCUCGCCGCACGACGGAAGACCACUUGCGCAAGCAACUGGCGGAAACGGGUUGGAUUGUCCGUUCCAUUACGGCGAGGCCCUACACGUACUACGACUGCACGAGACGCUGCUGUGAUGAGAUGGACGCGCUUUUCGUAGUAGCUGAAAAUCCUGGACACCCGCGCGAGCCUGGGGGCAGCGGAGAAAAAGAUUGUAUGACACCGCAGAGCCCCGAGGUAUGUGUGUCGGUUCGAGCACUGUGCCUUUACUUGGCUUUUGCCAGUGCGGCUUCGUCUGUUGUGGUUCUUUUCUGGGAAGUUGUAGAGGUGUUUCGAACCGACAGGGAGAAGGAUUUCUUUCUGCCCACACGGGGUUGCUGUGGUUUGACCGUCGCCCUGGCGCUUGGCCUGCGGCAUGCCUACCCUUUGGAGGUCUUGCCCUUCGUGCCCAAGCCCUGGGGUUUGCAAUGCCAGCACCUGCCCUUCGGCCUCGUCUCGGCCUGCGUGGUUUUGGGGCUUCUGGGGCCUGCGUGGCUGCUCCCUGAGUGGCCCUUCGCACCUUUGGCCUUCUUCUUCGCGUGGUUUCACUUGCGCUACCUGCACUGGUUCCCCCAUGCCAAAGCGCAUGGGGACCAUUCGCCAGACUUUGUUUUCGCGAAUCUGUUUCCUCAAGCUUUGCGUCCGGUGGUCAGUGCAGUUGGAGCCCUGUCCCACAACUUGGCCUCCACAGCAGCCCCUGGCCUUCUGCGAAUACGGCAGCCGGAGGAGGAUGCAGAGAAGGGCGAGGCCAUCGUCUACGAUCCCAGUCGUGUACAGGACGGUGGAGCCGUGCUCUGGAACUCAGCUCCGGGCAUGAGUUUGAAGCCAAGCUGGAGAUGCAAAGCAUCGGUUGACUUCUUCCGAUGUUCUCCGAUGUUUUGCGAGGUCUCAGCGCCGCCACCGCUUCGACCCCCUGGCCUGCACCGCCUCCGUGGCCUGUGUCACUCGGCAAAAGCUGGGACUCUGCCUGAAGAGUGA
This is a messenger RNA of Symbiodinium necroappetens, 1518 nucleotides long. The record is from the annotation of a GenBank genome assembly. Lineage: Eukaryota; Dinophyceae; Suessiales; Symbiodiniaceae.